AUGUCGGAUCCCAUUGAAAUAGAUGAUUCUGAUCACUCUGAUGUCCACAUUGCGACUAAGGUGGAGUCCGAAGAUGUUGACUUGCACCUUGUCCGUAGUCAUAUUGAGAAGAAAAAGAAGAGUGCCUCUCAUAUCCGUCUAACAAAAAAGGAACCCUCUCCCAAUUAUUCGCCCACUGCUAUGAAACAGUAUUUAGCAAAGAAGGCAUCACAACGAGCAAUAAGCACUAAUGGCAAGACCAAAACAUUUCAGACUGACGAUGAAAUGACGGAAGUCUUUGAUGGAAUUCUCAAGGAAUUUAACGAUGAGAAGGGCAAAUGGCUCUUGAACUAUCCUGGGAAGGUCCUUACAAUUGAACUUGUCCAAUUUACAUUUCUAAAUGGAUCUGAUAUACGGCCGGAGUUCAUGUUAGGCUCGCUUCAAGUUUUUUGGCAUGCCCAUACAGUAAAGAAAGGUGUAUACAUCAAGCAAACUGACAUCUCAGAUGAAAUGGUGUCUCUGAAGAUGCUUGUUCCUUAUGCUUAUGUGGCAGGAUCAGAUGAGCAAGAUUCUGAUCCCGAGCUUCCACUCAGUGAGCCAAAAAUUAAUACAAAAGGGAAGGCUAAAGCUACCACAAGCCGGGGUAUCAAACACGAGGUUGAUGAAGAUGUGCCGAGGUUCAAGAAGUCCAUUUCCCACUCCAAAAAAAUAAAGGUUGAGCCAAAUGAAGAAAUAAAUACACUAGAUAAAGCUGGUCAAGAGAAGAUAGAAAAUUCUGAUGCUGUUUGGAAUUUGUCACAGCCAACGACUUUACGCUUUAGGCUUAGUCGAUCUAUAAGCUUCACCCGAGAAAUAUUGAAGAAUGGUGAGGAGUUUGAGCAGUUGCCAAAAAUACUCACCAGCAGCAUAACCUGCAUGACGGAGCACACAGAAGAAUGGCGACGGACAUUCAAGUUGAAGGUUGCAGACAAAAUUUAUUAUGCACACCUUCUCAAUGGUGGCAGUGCUCGAUUUGAUGUGAAAUCGGAAUUAGACUUGGCCCGUACUGAGCUACUUCGACAACAUUUCCUUCGCACCGUAGUUAACUCAUAUAUGAAUAGCCAGUCACAGUCUGGUACAGUUUGCACAGUUCCAGAGAACUUUCUUGCUAUUGUUAAAACAAAAUCUGGGGAGAUAACCAAUAUCUAUGUGUGUCAAGCAAUAUUCCCCUCAAGGGAUAGCAUAGUGUCUUCUUCCAUACUCACUGAUUCCAUCACUCACCAUUCAUUUGUGGAAAGUAAUGGUGAAAAAGUCAUUUCAAACAUCCGUAUCUAUGUGGAUCCUUCCAAUAAUGAUCAUCUUUUUGCAUGGGCAUUGACUCAUAGGGACUCAAGUUCUGGUGUUGGUGAUUGCGGUGUCACUGGUAUCCAAUUCUGUAUUGAUGAUCAUGAAUGUGGCAACAAUUGCAAUCACCUACCACCAUUCAGUCUCGAUGCAGCAAAAUUAGACUGA
This is a messenger RNA of Lentinula edodes (shiitake mushroom), 1470 nucleotides long. RefSeq lists its product as uncharacterized. Lineage: Eukaryota; Fungi; Basidiomycota; Agaricomycetes; Agaricales; Omphalotaceae. The record is from RefSeq and is a predicted model, not a curated record. The transcript is spliced from 10 exons. Bases 1 to 1470 code for a protein of 489 amino acids.